Messenger RNA from Eruca vesicaria subsp. sativa (arugula), 2271 nucleotides. NCBI's taxonomy places the organism in Eukaryota, Viridiplantae, Streptophyta, Magnoliopsida, Brassicales, Brassicaceae. The record is from the annotation of a GenBank genome assembly.
AUGGAUCGAGAAAGCAUGUACGAGUCUGACGGCGACGAUGACGAUGAUAUCGGUGAAGAUCUCGAAGACCUAAGACGCGCAUGUAUCGUCUCCGAUUCCAAUUACGGCGGAGGGUUGCCGUCGGAUUCGGAUAACGAAGAAGAAGAUUUCGAGAUGCUCCGAAGCAUCAAGACGCAAUUAGCUUCCUCCACGGAUCAUCCCAUGGGGUUAUCAUCACUGCCUUCUGAUUCAGAGAGUGAAGAUGACUUCGAGAUGCUUCGAAGUCUCAAGAGCCAAUUGUCACUUCCAAUGGACGAAGAAGACGAAGAUGAAACCCUUGUCGCUAUUUGUAAGAGAUUCUCUUCUUAUGAAAACUCAGGUGUGGAGAGAGAUCACAAGAAUGAUUCUUCUUCUGAGAAUAAGAAGAAAAAGCAGGUACAUGCCUCGUGUAAUCAACCUUCAAGCGAAAUAUUGAUGAGUAGGUCUAAUACUUGUGAAAGCUUUUCAGAGGAUUUAGAAGCUGUCAACACUUCCAUUGAGCCUUCAAGUACUUUCCCUGAAUCUGCACAAGCCUUUGUUGAUGCGAUCAGGAAAAACAGGUCGUAUCAGAAGUUUCUUCAAAGGAAACUAGGAGAAAUCGACGCUACCAUUGAGAAGAACGAGAAGCUUCAGAAAGACGUUAAGAUUAUUGAUGGUUUCACAGUUUCUUGCAAGAGAAGGAUUAAGCAACAGGCGUUUUGUCAGGGUAAAGAUCCACGUUUUGAGCUUAUCUCAGCACGAAAACCUAGGACUGAGGGUAAUGGUAAAGAGACGUUGGGUCCAUUAGAAAACCCUUGUGUUGCAAGUUAUAGGAUGGCUUUAGAGGAGUAUCCCGUUUCAGUGUGUCGUACUAAUUGGUCUGUUAAGGAGAACGAAGAUCUUACAAAAGGUCUCAAACAACAGCUUCAAGAAGCACUCAUUCGUGAAGCUACUGAACGGUCCAGUGAUUUGGAAGGAUGUUCAGAUGAUAUAGACACCAUUCUUAGAUCGGUAAGUGAUCUUGAGAUCACACCAGAAAUGAUUAGGCAGUUUCUUCCGAAAGUUAACUGGGAUCAAUUGGAUAUCAAGAACCGUUCUGCUGCAGAAUGUGAAGCCCGGUGGAUGAGCUCAGAAGAUCCGUUGAUUAACCAAGGUCCGUGGACUGCAGCAGAGGACGAUUACAUACGCUUAAUUACCCAAAACAAGAGUUUUACAGAUUGGCUUGAUGUUGCGGUAUCAUUAGGGACAAAUAGGACCCCGUUUCAAUGUUUGGCUCGUUAUCAGAGAAGCUUGAAUACAGACAUACUGAGAAGAGAGUGGACUCCAGAAGAAGAUGACCAACUCCGUGCUGCAGUAGGCUUGUUUGGCGAGAGAGAUUGGCAGUCUGUUGCUAAUGAAAUAGACGGCAGAACCGGAACUCAGUGCUCUAACAGAUGGAAAAAGUCGCUUGUCCCAAGCAGAAAAAGGGUAGGGAAAUCAAAUUCAAAGGAAGCCAAGUGGAGCUCAGAGGAAGACAAACGUCUGAGAGUAGCUUUGACAUUCUUUGGAGCUAAAAGUUAUCAUAAAAUUGCUCAGUUUGUUCCUGGAAGGACGCAGUCUCAGUGUCGAGCAAGAUGGAAAGAUUCUCUAGAUCCUAGAUUAAACUUUGGGAGCUGGACCGAGGAAGAGAUUUCAAAGUACAAUGAAGCAGUUGAAGAACAUGGAGAUAGUAACUGGCCCAAAGUCGCUUCACAUGUGUAUACUCGUACUAGCAAGCAGUGCUCAAGGAGAUGGGAGACGUUAAAUCCUCACCUAAAGUAUCUAAAAAGAGAAGCUGUAAGGUUACGAAGAGAAGCUACUAUAGGUAACUUUGUUGAUAGGGAAUCAGAGCGUCCUCUUCUUAACACAAGCGAUUUUUUGGCACUAGCCGAGAGAUCGUUUGAGCCAGAACCCGUGCUAAAGAAGAAACGCAAAGCAAGACGGAAGAAGGCAGAUGCGGAAUGUGAGAGUGAAGAAGUCUGUGCUGAUAUAGAGAGACAACCAAAGAGGCGGAGAAAAGGAUUAGAGAGAUGUUCAGGAGAUGUAUGUAGACAAGAGAGUGAGAGUGAAGACAAUGGAAAGGAGAAGAAACAGAUAAGGAAACGCAAAGCUGUUGCAGGAACAUCAUCAUCAGAUAACAGCUCUGUGACAACGAACUCUAACUGCUCUCAAGUCAAAGUUGGUAUCGAGAAGCUUAAGCCUAGAAGGAAAGUCUCUGCAGUAGUUUCUAUAGAGAAUCAAGAUUCACCAAAUUAG